Messenger RNA from Dendrobium catenatum, 1268 nucleotides. Its product is annotated as keratin, type I cytoskeletal 9. The coding region runs from base 139 to 918 and encodes 259 amino acids. The record is from RefSeq and is a predicted model, not a curated record. Lineage: Eukaryota; Viridiplantae; Streptophyta; Magnoliopsida; Asparagales; Orchidaceae. Gene Ontology annotation, molecular function: RNA binding. The transcript has 9 exons.
UCUGUAUUCAACCCUAGCCGAACGCAGAUACUACUGGCGCGGGUCUAUAAAAGACGCCGGCUUCGGCAAAAGUUCUUAGAACGGAAACGAAGAACCUAGCCGAAGAAGAGGGCGUUCAAGCAAGGGAGCGGAGAUUAGAUGGAUCGAUACCAGAGAGUGGAGAAACCGAGGGAGGAGACCCCGAUCAAUGAAAAUGAAAUCCGGAUAACUUCCCAAGGAAGGAUGCGCAGUUACAUCUCGUAUGCAACUAAUCUGCUUCUGGAGAAAGGUUCAAAUGAAAUCGUCUUUAAGGCUAUGGGAAGAGCCAUUAACAAGACUGUCAUGAUUGUGGAGCUAAUAAAGAGGAGGGUUGUUGGUCUUCAUCAGAAUACUGAAAUUGAAUCUGCAGACAUCACUGACACUUGGGAGCCUUUAGAAGAAGGCCUACUUCCGCUUGAAACUACAAGGCACGUGUCUAUGAUGACAAUUACUUUGUCGAAGGAGGAGUUGGAUACCUCUUCUUCUGGCUACCAAUUGCCUAUUCCAAGUGAUCAGGUGAAACCAUUGGCUGACUUUGAAUAUGAAGGAGAGGAUUUUCCUGGUGGUCGAGGAAGAGGCCGUGGUGGUUACAAUCGGGGGAGGGGCAGCAGAGGAAAUGGAUUCGUGGCUAUGGAUUACAAUGAUGAAGGAUGGGACAAUCGUGGGUAUGGAAGAGGUGGUUGGAAUCGUGGUAGAGGGCGUGGUUAUCGAGGUCGUGGCCGAGGAGGGUAUGGAGGUAGAACUUAUUACCAACAAGAGAAUGGCGGUUAUAAUGAAGAAUAUUCUGUUCCUGUUCAUGGACGAGGUCGUGGCCGCGGGCGUGGGAGAGGUCAAGGUCGAGGAAGGGGCCGAGAUUUUCGAUCAAAUGGACCUAUCCAUGCAGAUGGCGGCGGAGCCUAAAUAGCUAAAUCCAGUGAAGAUCUUUGUUUAAUGUGUUGGAUGCCUGCUCCUUGUAACUGGAUUGUUGCUUUUCAUGGGUGUAUUUAUCUGGAGUUGAUCUAUAAGGUCUUUGUGGUUUGGCCUGCAAGUUUCUCGUCUGUUUUUGUAGGUAUAGGAGAUCAGAGUCUUGUUUUUUUAUUUGUUUUUUUUUUUACUUAGGUCAAUCUAAUUGUAUCGUUUGACUAAUUGAGCAGUGCAUUCUUUUAUUUAUUUAUAGAAUUGUAUGAAGUGUAUUGACGAUUUCUCUAUAGUUCGGCUGUGCUUUUGCGUGUGGCUUUGCUACAUUCCAUGAAUGCUAUAGUAUUGUUCAA